Messenger RNA from Amaranthus tricolor (Joseph's coat), 837 nucleotides. RefSeq lists its product as uncharacterized. The coding region runs from base 1 to 837 and encodes 278 amino acids. The transcript has a single exon. NCBI's taxonomy places the organism in Eukaryota, Viridiplantae, Streptophyta, Magnoliopsida, Caryophyllales, Amaranthaceae. The record is from RefSeq and is a predicted model, not a curated record.
AUGGAAAGAAAUAAUGAUAGGCUUUUGAACUUAAUGGAGAAGCAGAUGAGUCAUUCCCAUGAAGAUGAUGAAGGGAAAUUCUAUAAGAGAUUGUCUAGUCAUCAACCUCCAAAAUAUGAUAGAGAACCUGAUCCAGUUCGCUUUGAGGAUUGGAUUGCAGAAAUGGAGAAACUAUUGGAGGCCAUAAACUGCCCGUCAAGGAUGAAAGUGAAAUUAGCCGCAUUCUACUUACCAGGCACUGCUGAAUUAUGGUGGAGGACUGUAAAACAAACUGUUAUAGAUUCUACUUGGGAACAAUUUAUAAAGAAGCUUCGUGAUCAAUUUUACCUACCCUCGCUUCAGAGAAAGAAAGAGAAUGAAUUCUUGUUUCUGAGACAAGGAACUAUGUCAGUGAUUGAAUACGCAAGUAAGUUCAGAGAGCUGGCUAGAUUCGCUACCGAAAUAGUGAUCUCUGAUCGGGGCAAGGCAAUUAGAUUUUUCGAAGGUCUGAACCUCAGGAUCCAAAAAGGCACUCCUAGAUACCAAGAUUUUGAUGAUUUUACAAUCAAGCCUUGGAGUAUGAGCGUAUUUUUGAAAAAGAAGACGGGAAAGAAGUCGUUUCAGACUGUAGCAAGGCCGACACAGUGGAAAUGUAGGUUAUGUGGAAAAGAUCAUCGAGGCCGAAACAGUAAUGGGAAGAUUGUAUAUUACAAGUGUCACAAGGAGGGACAUAUGGCUAAUAACUGUGGGGAAACGUUCUAUCAAACCAAAACAACAUCGGAAGCUACAGGUAACAGAGCAUUUGGCACUCAGAGGAAUGAGACUAGAGCAUCCAUAGGCCUGCUGCUCUUCGAAUGA